CGCGCGACACGCAGCGGGUUCGCGCCUGCGCCGCUCGGGAGCGAGCACGCAAGCCCUUGGGCGCGCGUGCGCGUGGCUGGCGGCUCCGCGGCGCGGAGGAGGGGGACGCGGCGAGGGGGUCGUCAAGCUUUGGUGUAUGCGUUGGCCAUUUCUGAAAUCUUGAAGGAGCGCUGCAUUGAGGAGGAUCAAAGCAGCAGUCUUUGCCAAUUAGGGCAUGGACCGUUUGGGUUCCUUUAGCAAUGAUCCCUCUGAUAAGCCACCUUGCCGAGGCUGCUCCUCCUACCUCAUGGAGCCCUAUAUCAAGUGUGCUGAAUGUGGGCCACCUCCUUUUUUCCUCUGCUUACAGUGUUUCACUCGAGGAUUUGAGUACAAGAAACAUCAAAGUGAUCAUACUUACGAAAUAAUGACCUCAGAUUUUCCUGUUCUUGACCCCAGCUGGACUGCUCAAGAAGAAAUGGCCCUUUUAGAAGCUGUGAUGGACUGUGGCUUUGGAAAUUGGCAGGAUGUAGCCAAUCAGAUGUGCACCAAGACAAAGGAAGAGUGUGAGAAGCACUAUAUGAAGCAUUUCAUCAAUAACCCUCUGUUUGCAUCUACCCUGUUGAAUCUGAAACAAGCAGAGGAGGCAAAAACUGCUGACACAGCCAUUCCAUUUCACUCUGCAGAUGACCCUCCCCGACCUACCUUCGACUCCUUGCUUUCUCGGGACAUGGCAGGAUACAUGCCAGCUCGAGCAGAUUUCAUUGAGGAAUUUGACAAUUAUGCAGAAUGGGACUUGAGAGACAUCGAUUUUGUUGAAGAUGACUCGGACAUUUUACAUGCUCUGAAGAUGGCUGUAGUGGAUAUCUACCAUUCCAGGUUAAAGGAGAGACAAAGGCGGAAAAAAAUUAUAAGAGACCAUGGAUUAAUCAACCUUAGAAAGUUUCAGUUAAUGGAGCGGCGGUAUCCCAAGGAGGUCCAAGACCUUUAUGAAACAAUGAGGCGAUUUGCAAGGAUUGUGGGGCCAGUGGAGCAUGACAAGUUCAUUGAAAGCCAUGCACUGGAAUUUGAACUCCGAAGGGAAAUCAAAAGACUCCAGGAAUACAGGACAGCAGGCAUUACCAAUUUUUGUAGUGCCAGAACCUAUGAUCACCUCAAGAAGACACGAGAGGAGGAGCGUCUUAAACGCACCAUGCUCUCUGAAGUUCUCCAGUAUAUCCAGGACAGUAGUGCUUGCCAGCAGUGGCUCCGCCGGCAAGCUGACAUUGAUUCUGGCCUGAGUCCUUCCGUUCCAAUGGCUUCAAAUUCAGGUAGACGAAGUGCACCACCCUUGAACCUCACUGGCCUUCCUGGCACAGAGAAGCUGAAUGAGAAAGAAAAGGAGCUCUGUCAGAUGGUGAGGUUGGUCCCAGGAGCCUAUUUAGAAUACAAAUCUGCUCUAUUGAACGAAUGUAACAAGCAAGGAGGCUUGAGACUGGCACAGGCAAGAGCACUCAUCAAGAUAGAUGUGAACAAAACCCGGAAAAUCUACGAUUUCCUCAUCCGAGAAGGAUACAUCACUAAAGCCUGAGGCUCUAAGGGCUUGGGACCAGAAAUCACAAGUCUGGGAUGUGCUGGGCCAAAGGACAGUGCGGGCAUUCUGGAGAGUUUCAUUUUUGAGCUGAAUUCUCAUUGUAAAAAAGAAGGGAAGGACAAAGGAAACCUUAAGUUGUAUUAAUGUCUACUUUCCUCUCCACCCUCCUCUAAAACACUCCUGUUGUUGGUAUUGUGCUGUAGAGUUAUGUGCUAGAUAAGCUAUUAUUAAAUGUGAGUGGGCCUUCAUUCCUAACACCUCUUGUAACUAAAACAAGAACCAUAGUACCUCACAUCACAGUGUUGGUAGAAAUAGAACUAAACCAAUCUUUAGUCCCAGGAGUCCAGCUCAGAUCCUUGUAUUUGGGAGGUUGGUUUUCUGAUCAUCUGUUUUGCCUUCAAACAUUACAGACAGAUUUAAAAUAAAGAGAAGGGUUAUAGAGCCUCUCUCUUUCCUUCUGAGGACUUUUUAAGCUGACAGCUUAAGUUUAUGAUCCAAGGGGAGGAAAAUCUCCCCAUGAUGGUCUUGUCCCAAACUGCAUCUUUAACUUUAAUGUCUGGCUUUGUACUUUGCAGUCUGUCUAAUCUGCAGUAGACUUUUGAGGAGGUGGCACUGGAUAUAAAAUGUGUUAUUUUUAGAAUUAAUGGAUUAAAAUGUUUUGCUACCUGAUUUGCGGGUGUGUCAAAUAUUCUGGUAACGAAAGCACACUUCGGGUGUUGGAUGCCCGCCUCAUCAUGCUGCAGUGUCUCUGCUAACAUGUGUGUCCUGGACUCACCCUGUUCUUGCCCUGGAUACCAGGCCCCUGAGGAUGGAGUUGAUACAACUGACCUCAGCUUUGCUUGGAUUGAGACCUGAACCCUAAUUUCUCAAUGGUUAAAGGCUAGCCUGCAAUAAAAGCUACUUUUAAAACAAAAGUAAAGUAGUUUCAUAUAUGGGACUCACUAGGUGCGGGGGUGAGUACCCCCCACAUCUGAAACUUGGUCUUCAAACCUUUCUGCAGAGUAAGAAGCCGCACUCAGAGCCAUGGUUAUCCCAUUGCUGCUAGAAGCAAAGUUCUGUAUAGAAAUAACUUCACAGUCUGCACACAUUGCCUCCAGUAGCUGACAGAUUCUUUAAUUCCUUCAAUUUUCAAAAUAUCUAAUUGAAAUAUUACAUGCUUUGUUGGAAGUAUCUGCUCAAACGUUUUGACUGAUGUAAAUAUGCAUGCAGCUUGUUAAUAGACUUCUCCUAGAGAGUUACAAAUGAAAAGGAAACUCUUAGGAUCUGGGGGAAUUAGAAUAAAGGACUUCAGUCUUUAAAAAGA
Equus caballus (horse) is the source of this 2852-nucleotide messenger RNA. It is a transcript of the gene TADA2A, whose product is annotated as transcriptional adaptor 2A. Gene Ontology annotation, biological process: regulation of transcription by RNA polymerase II; chromatin remodeling. Gene Ontology annotation, cellular component: nucleus; SAGA-type complex. NCBI's taxonomy places the organism in Eukaryota, Metazoa, Chordata, Mammalia, Perissodactyla, Equidae. Gene Ontology annotation, molecular function: transcription coactivator activity; protein binding; chromatin binding. The record is from RefSeq and is a predicted model, not a curated record.